This is a messenger RNA of Heterobasidion irregulare TC 32-1, 768 nucleotides long. RefSeq lists its product as uncharacterized. The transcript has 3 exons. The record is from RefSeq and is a predicted model, not a curated record. NCBI's taxonomy places the organism in Eukaryota, Fungi, Basidiomycota, Agaricomycetes, Russulales, Bondarzewiaceae. The coding region runs from base 270 to 602 and encodes 110 amino acids.
CACCUCUCCCCCUCCCUCCGCGAUCUACGGUUCCCGGGCUUUGGUCUGUCCUGGUUGGAAAGCCAUCGGCGGACAGUUUGGAGAGCACAUUCAAUGUCGAUCCCGAUACGGCAGCGGCCACACAGCAGUGGCAGGUGCGCCGGGAGCAAUUCAACGCUACGGAAGAGCACGUUGCGGUGCAUCUGCUGUGCCUCCCGCUCAGCGAGGUGAACGCUUUAAACCAGCGGCUGGUUACUGCGCCCGCGUCGGCGGCAGCCGUCGCGCACGAUAUGUGGACGAUGCAGACGAGGUGGCCCGAGCAGCGCCCGCUCAUGAUCCAGCUCCACCCUGAUGAGCCGGACGAGUUUACUUGGUGGCCAACAGACCUGACUCCUGACACCCCACUUGACAUCACCGCGUCGAUACGAGCGGGCGAGAACAGGCUACGCAUCGUCCAGCUUGACGGCAUGUCGGACUGCGUGUUUGUGCUGCAUGCUGGAUAUCCGGACGAACAGCAGAUCAAGGCGGUGGCUGAUCAUCGAAGGAGAGAUGUAGAGUGGAACCAGAUGGUUGUGCGGAUGAGCCUGCGGUCGGGAACGAUUGUGUUUCCAAAUGCGUUGUGAUAGGAAGGUGUGUCCGUUCGUGUGACUGCUGUAGGCCCUCGAGACGUACUGCGCUCCCUCGGUGUAGCCAACAUCCUGUAUCAUUCUCUUGACGAGAGCUGGAACUCUCGUUGUAAUAUCGUAGAUCAAUACCAUAGAAUUAUACCCUUUGGGUGCCUCUCGUUCC